Molecule: messenger RNA, 3668 nt
Organism: Sinocyclocheilus anshuiensis
Lineage: Eukaryota; Metazoa; Chordata; Actinopteri; Cypriniformes; Cyprinidae
Product: 1,4-alpha-glucan-branching enzyme-like
Exons: 21
Coding region: 89-2425 (778 amino acids)
Biological process (GO): glycogen biosynthetic process
Cellular component (GO): cytoplasm
Molecular function (GO): cation binding; 1,4-alpha-glucan branching enzyme activity; hydrolase activity, hydrolyzing O-glycosyl compounds
Source: RefSeq, a predicted model, not a curated record
GACACAAACCGCUGCUCAUUGCUCCCCAGUGAAAGCGGCAUUUUAAUCGAGGGAGUCGGUGCUCGAUUGCUCUGGUCGGACGCGAAAUAUGGCAGAAUCGGAGUAUAGCGUUUCAGUUCCUCGCUUGAGCUCCCUUCUACAAAUGGAUCCUUACCUCAAAACCUUUGAAAAGGACUUCCAGAGGAGGUAUGGGCUGUUUGAGAAGCAGCUCACACUCCUUGAGGAGGCCGAAGGAGGCUUUGAUCAGUUCACACGCAGCUAUAAGAGUUACGGAGUACAGCGGAUGCCAGACAACAGCCUCGUCUUUAAGGAGUGGGCCCCAGCCGCCGAGGCUCUGUUCCUCACUGGAGACUUCAAUGGCUGGGAUAAUUUUUCACAUCGCUACAGUAAAAAGGACUUUGGGAAAUGGGAGCUGCACAUACACCCAAAAGAGGACAAGACACCUGCUGUCGCUCAUAACUCCAAGCUGAAGGCUCUGGACGAUAAGAACCAGAUGCAGACUCUGGCUGACUGGACUCGAAUGAAUGGCUGGGAUAAUUUUUCACAUCGCUACAGUAAAAAGGACUUUGGGAAAUGGGAGCUGCACAUACACCCAAAAGAGGACAAGACACCUGCUGUCGCUCAUAACUCCAAGCUGAAGAUUAAUCAAAGUCUCAUGAAGAUUAAUCAAAGUCUCAUGAAGGCUCUGGACGAUAAGAACCAGAUGCAGACCCUGGCCCUGUCCCAGUUCAGGCCCUUGGACUCGGAUGAGUUGAGUGUCAACUGGAUUAUGUUCCCGUCGGUCUGGCUCAGCAUCUGUCUAUUCUCGCACUCUUUUCUGGGUAAUUAUAUAAACUGGCAAACCCGUGGUGUGGCAGUUUGGCGUUCCAGCAUGUCCUCGGGUGAGAAGCCGCUAAUGAUUGAGCCCCACUGGGACGCUGCUCUGAAAGAGAGAGAUAGGGAGACUCAGGAUGGAGAGCUCCCGCGGGUGCAUUCACACGGUGAGAGACACUCCGUUAUCGAUCUGCUCUCCUGUACUGACAGUCGUGUGACUGUGCGUGGCAGCGGGGAGGAAGAGAAGAGAGGAGCGACUCUGAGUUAUAACUGUAUUCAGCUGAUGGCGAUCAUGGAGCAUGCAUACUAUGCUAGCUUCGGUUACCAGGUCACCAGUUUCUUCGCAGCAUCAAGUCGUUACGGCACCCCAGAGGAACUCAAGGAGCUGAUUGACGUGGCUCACUCUCUGGGUAUCAUCGUCCUGCUCGAUGUGGUGCACAGCCACGCAUCCAAGAACACAGAGGACGGGCUGAACAGCUUUGACGGCUCUGACUCCUGUUUCUUCCACAGCGGGCCCUGUGGAGAACACAGCCUCUGGGACAGCAGACUCUUCAACUACUCUGGCUGGGAGGUGUUGCGAUUUCUCCUGUCAAACCUGCGCUGGUGGAUGGAGGAGUACAGAUUUGAUGGAUUCAGGUUUGAUGGAGUGACGUCUAUGCUCUACCAUCAUCACGGGAUCGGAUCAGGAUUUUCCGGGGAUUAUACUGAAUACUUUGGUCUCCAUGUAGAUGAGGACUCUCUUGUCUACCUCAUGUUGGCAAACCAUAUUUUGCACACCCUCUAUCAGGACUGCAUCACUAUUGCAGAGGAUGUGUCCGGUAUGCCCACCCUUUGCCGUCCAGUCCAAGAAGGAGGUCUGGGUUUCGACUAUCGCCUGGCCAUGGCUAUUCCCGACAAAUGGAUUCAAAUCCUUAAGGAGUUCAAGGAUGAAGACUGGAACAUGGGAAACAUCGUGUACACAAUGACCAACAGGCGAUACGGCGAGAAAUGCAUCGCUUAUGCCGAAAGCCACGACCAGGCCCUGGUGGGAGACAAAACACUGGCCUUCUGGCUGAUGGACAAGGAUAUGUACACCAACAUGAGCGCUUUGAUUCCCAUGAACUCCGUUAUUGAUCGGGGCAUCCAGCUCCACAAGAUGAUCCGACUGCUUACCCACGGCCUGGGAGGAGAGGGCUACCUAAACUUCAUGGGCAAUGAGUUUGGCCAUCCGGAAUGGCUGGAUUUUCCCCGAGUCGGCAACAAUGAGAGUUAUCAUUACGCCCGCCGGCAGUUCAACCUCGGCUGGCUGGCUGCUCCCCCGGCUUACAUCAGCGCCAAACACGAGGGAGACAAGGUGAUCGUCUUCGAGAGGGCCAACGUCAUCUUCAUCUUCAACUUCCACCCAACCAACAGCUACAGCAACUACAGAGUGGCAUUGGGGCCGCCGGGGAAAUAUAAGAUCAAACUGGACUCGGAUGAAAUCCAGUAUGGAGGUCAUGGCAGACUGGACCACAACACUGAGUUCUUCACUGAACCAAUGGAAUUCAACAAUCUGCCCAACUCUAUAUUGGUUUACAUUCCCUGCAGAACCGCUAUUGUUCUGGCCAACGAGGAAAUCGAUUACUUCUACUGAAACACAAUCAGCGAUUCACCGCCAGAUGGAAACCCAGCACACUUCUGUGACUCAACCUACCUCCAUUCACAGCGUGUUUGCCAUCAUCCUUUAGAAAGCCCACGUUUUCCCGAGAAUUGAGUACAAGAUGUUAUGAAUACCUUCUAUCCCAUUUCUGUUCGAGUCAUUUUUUCUCUCAUUGUUCACAGAUUAUUGAUUAUCAAGAAUUAGUUUCUCAAUAUCCCACUGCCCAACUGAGCUAAAGUCUGAUUGUCAAACCCUGUUAUGUUAAAAUUCAAACAAAACUUCAUUCAAAUGGUUAGAUCAUUGCCAGAUCUUAAUUACUACUGAAAUUGCUAUUCAACUGUGAAUAAUGUUAAAGUAAAUAAUCACUUGGAUUGUGGUCAGCACUGUAUUUAUAAUACUGUAAUUGUGAAAAGUAAAUAUAAUUACUUUACAUAAGUUUGAUUUGUCUGCUAUUUAAUUUGACACGAGCACUUUUUGACAUUGUGUCAGUGAUUUAAGUUCUGUAUAAAUAUGUAUGUGCACCAAGUAUUAAUUCAUCAAUUCAAGUUAAAAAAAAUAAAAAAUGGUUUGAGAACGACGUAUUGAUUACAUGUCAGUUCAGUGCUGAGCUCUUGAAUUAUAUAGUUUGUAAUACAUGAACUCUGUGCAAAGUCAUAAAAUCUAAGUUAUAUAUUUUCUGACAGGCUGUUAUUUCGGUGCCUUUAAAACUUUUCAGUCAUAACCAGCUUUUGAUGAAUAUUAAUUUGACUAAAUUAGAUUAUUUUUUUUUUAUUCAUUUAUAAUAUACAAUCUGAGAUAAUAUAGCUUGUGCUAAUAAUAAAUAUGAAUUAAUUUUCAGACAGUCGUGUAGCUCAGAGAAUGUGCUAAUUCACUGCCCGACAUGCAUGUAAACAUCUUUUAUAAUAUAUUUUCUUUUUUUUUUCUCUUCAAUGACAACAGCUUUUUGUAGCCCUGAUCGAGAUCCAGAAGUAAGUCUGUGUUUGAAAAUAUAUGAAAAUUAUGAUUGUAAUCUUAAAGCUGCUCUCCUCAAGGUGUCAUUGGACAUCUUGUUUUGUGGUUCUGGUUGGAAGAAAUCUAAAUUUGCCCUCAAUGAAUUUGAUGCUCUCAUAGAUGUACGGUAAUUGGUAGCAUAGGGCAUGUCAAAACUUAUCCAGGGCCCCAAAACACCCUCGGACCCCAGAGUGUUAAACACUGUGCCAUUUGUGGGUGAAAGCCAUACUAAACUGAAAUAAAGCAC